AUGGCUCAAACGGUUGCUAUGGAGGGACGACAAUCCCACGGAGUUCAGGGACGAUGCUUAACGGUACGCGUUUUCGUACGAGCUCCGGAUGCACCUGUGGAAUCCGCCAAAUACAUGGGCCAUGGAAUCUGUACAAAAGCCAGUCGAAUGCAUUCGUUUCCGGAACCAACGGCUGAUGUCGAGUUACUGCAACGCACCACUCUGAGUCUUCUUCGUCAACUGUGUCCAGAUCCAAAGGAAUUACGUGGGAUCCGUCUCCGGUUGACCGUAUUUCACGAUAUGCGUCUCGCAUUUUGCAGCCGCAAUCUGCAGUCUACCACACUUGGACUUCAGAUGAAUAAGCUGUGUGCCUCAGAAUCGUCAUCCGGGCAUUCUAAGCCAAUCACUAUGAAAAAUCCGGUGUCCACGAAAGAUAACAUCUCGCCAACCAUUUCGACACCAUCGCCUGUAAAAUCAUCGAUCGAAAAGAUUGCUUCGGACCCAUUAUCUCAAUCGUUUAUCACUCCGGUUAGGCCUGUGUUCACUUCCGAAGCAAUAGUCACUCCUCAGCAAACCCGGCGUCGAUCUUUGCGAUUGAAACCACGUGUAUCACCUCCAAAUAAUAUUUCGCCGCCAAUAUCUCGUUUCAACUCGAUGGAGGAACAGAUCAUCCGGUGCAAUCGAAUUGAAGUCCGUGAAGCUGAACCGGUCGAUAUGGCCCCGGUUCCGCCAAGCACGCCAUGUCGCCGGAGUCAGGAAAGUCAUGAGAUGUUCAAGGACAAUUUCCGGCUGGAGGAAUCUAAUGGUGGUCCUCCUAUUUGCAGCACACCUCGCCUUCCGCCUAAGUUACCGCCACAGAUAGCGUCAGUCGUGUCACGUGGUCAACCUGUUUCCAAGUGUUCUCGCGGGGGUUUACAUUCACAUACUCGGCAUUUGCCAAAGCCCAAUUCUCCCAAGAAGGUUUCUGUCAUCGCAGAUCACCUAGAUUCGGGCCCGGGUUCAGUUACACAAGCAAUCUCGAACCCAAUCGGUCUUUUUGAGGGAAAAUCCUUGGAUCAGCUGAAAACAAUUUUCGCCGAUUGGAUCACCAGUGAACCAUGUCCGCUUAUCGAGGACAUCUGCAUCCUGGCCACCUAUUUGACCCGUUUGGUCCCCUUCAACCUGGAUCGCGUUCGGAGUUGCCUGAUAAUACUGGACCGAUUGAUUACUCAGCUAGCCGAACCGGAGAUUUCGAGCACGCCUGAAUCCCACUGGAGAGAUGCGUAUUGUCGAAUCNCGACUUUCAACUGUUUCGUAGCUUCUGUACUGUCGCUGAAACAUGACAUCAUUUUUGUAUGUCGUCUAUUCGAGUUAACGAUGUGA
Messenger RNA from Echinostoma caproni, 1341 nucleotides. The record is from the annotation of a GenBank genome assembly. Lineage: Eukaryota; Metazoa; Platyhelminthes; Trematoda; Plagiorchiida; Echinostomatidae.